This is a messenger RNA of Ochlerotatus camptorhynchus, 1161 nucleotides long. RefSeq names its product Deoxyhypusine synthase (gene Dhps). The transcript has 2 exons. Gene Ontology annotation, biological process: peptidyl-hypusine biosynthetic process. The record is from RefSeq and is a predicted model, not a curated record. Gene Ontology annotation, molecular function: deoxyhypusine synthase activity. The coding region runs from base 36 to 1136 and encodes 366 amino acids. Gene Ontology annotation, cellular component: cytoplasm. Lineage: Eukaryota; Metazoa; Arthropoda; Insecta; Diptera; Culicidae.
AGCAAAUAUUUUUUUUGAAAAUAUCAAGUAGAAAUAUGAUAAACCCUGUUGAACCGGUGUUAGCGAAGGAAGCUGUGCUUCAGGAGAGUUCCAAACUACCGGAUGGGACACCGACAGUUCAAGGAUACGACUGGAAUCAAGGAAGGAACUACGAGGCACUAUUUCAAACAUAUCUGCGUUCCGGUUUUCAGGCUACAAAUUUAGGCAAGGCGAUCGAAGAGGUUCAAAAGAUGAUCGAGUGCCGUGCAAUCCCCCUCCCCGAGGACAAGUAUGACACCUACGAAGAGGAUGAAUUUAUCAAGCGUAAAGCAAACUGUACAAUAUUCCUUGGCUACACAUCCAAUAUGGUGUCUUGCGGUGUUCGUGAGACAAUUCGCUUCCUGGUGCAACAUAAAAUGGUCGACUGCAUCGUGACAACCGCCGGUGGAGUUGAGGAGGAUCUGAUCAAAUGUCUGGCACCUACCUAUCUGGGUUCGUUCGAGCUCGAAGGGAAACGACUUCGAGAGCAGGGAAUUAACCGGAUCGGAAAUCUUCUGGUACCGAAUGAUAAUUACUGUAAAUUUGAAAAUUGGGUCAUACCGAUUCUGGAUGAAAUGUUGGAAGAGCAACGAACUACGGGAGUUCUGUGGACUCCGUCCAACGUGAUUCAAAGACUUGGAGAGAAAAUCAACGACGAAAGUUCGGUCUAUUACUGGGCUGCCAAGAACAAGAUCCCAGUUUUUAGCCCCGCUCUAACCGAUGGUAGUCUCGGAGACAUGAUGUACUUCCAUUCGUUCCGCAAUCCUGGUCUGGUUCUAGAUAUUAUUUCUGACCUACGACGAUUGAAUACGAUGGCUGUGAAAGCGGUACAUUCGGGUAUGAUUAUAGUAGGAGGUGGCGUAAUUAAACACCACAUAUGCAACGCUAAUUUAAUGAGGAAUGGUGCUGACUUUUCUGUCUUCAUAAACACGGCGUCCGAGUUCGACGGAAGCGACAGUGGAGCACGACCGGACGAAGCAGUAUCGUGGGGAAAGAUUAAGAAGGAUGCUUCCCCGGUCAAAGUGUAUGCUGAAGCUAGUCUGGUGUUUCCGAUACUUGUUGGGGAAACUUUUGUUAAAGAUUAUUUUUUAAAACAUAAGCGUACUAAAGACGAAUAAAAUUGAAUCACUUGCCAUGUUUGAA